GGGCGGGUAGUUUCGCGCGGCAUAGCGCGGCUUGUCUUCGUGGUGUUUGCGGGCAUGGUCGGGCACGGGUGCGACGACGUCGGCGCGUCUUAGCACACUCACACAAUUCUAUAUACAUAUGUAUAUAUGUAUAUACAUAGAGGAAAGAGAAAGAGACACACAGAGAGGCGGAUCGCUCGUGGGACCCGGAAGGAACGAGGAAGCGAUCCGGUGGGAUUAUAUUGAGAGAGAUCGAGAGCGGUUGUGAGUCACGCGCCAACGUCGGCGACGGCGGAGACGACGGGAGUAUACUAUCUCUCUCCCCCUCGUUUGUUUAUCUAUCGAUUUCACUCGUGUAUCAGAAAGCGCCGGUGCUACCGGACGCCCGGUGGGCUCUUGCUCCGAUAGGAAGUGGCCUUGCCCACGCGCCGGCUCCGCGACGCGACCGAGGGCUCACUCGACAUUUGACAGCUCCGUGCUGGCCGGGGCGCCGAGUUCCGUGCCCGCAGGACGACGACGACGACGCCGCGGCGGCGUCGCCUCCUCCACGUACGCUUCCUCGCUAGACGGCUCGGGGAAAAUUGGCGAAAGGUAUAUAGCCAGUCUAGAAUUGCGAGACGCCGAUCUCUGAGAAACACCAAGGAUGAACAAGGUGGACUACAUGGAGGUGAGCCUCCCGAAUUAUUCCUACAUUUUUAAUUUCGAAGAGACGUUCAGCCACCACGAGACCAAGCAAUGGAUGGUGAAGAACUGGACGAACGGCUUUUACUACUGCGGACUGUACAUGAUACUAAUAUUCGGCGGACAGCACUACAUGGCCAGCAGGCCCAGAUUCGAACUCAGGGGAAUACUGUGUCUUUGGAAUACGCUAUUGGCUAGCUUUUCUAUCAUCGGCUUCACCAGAACGGCGCCCGAGUUGAUACACGUUCUCAGGCAUCACGGGCUGCUCCACAGCAUUUGUAUACCAAGUUUUAUCGAGCAGGAUGUCGUGUCGGGCUUCUGGACGUGGAUGUUCGUGCUAUCGAAACUACCCGAGCUCGGUGACACGAUCUUCAUCGUGCUACGCAAACAGCCGUUGAUCUUCCUGCACUGGUAUCACCACAUUACCGUCUUGCUAUACUCCUGGUUCUCGUAUUCGGAGUAUACCGCGUCCGCGCGAUGGUACGUCGUGAUGAACUAUUGUGUCCACUCGAUCAUGUAUAGCUACUACGCUCUCAAGGCGAUGCGAUACAGGCCACCCAAAGCGAUCUCUAUGGUGAUCACUACGCUGCAGCUUCUCCAGAUGGUGAUCGGUUGCCUUAUCAACAUAUCCGCGUACCAGUACCUAGAGAGUGGCAAUGUCUGCAACAUCACUCGCAGGAAUAUUCAUUUUAGCUUCGCGAUGUACUUGAGCUAUUUUGUCCUAUUCGCGCAAUUCUUCCAUAAGACGUACCUGGCUGGAAAGAAGACCGACAAGAAGCACUUUGCCAAUAGCGCACCUGGUCGCAUCGGCUAUAACGACAAGCUCAAAGCCAACUAAGGCGGUACUUGGCACACUAGAGCACCUGGGCGCUCAUUUUUCAAUCUUUCCCCAAUUGUCUUUUUCUCCAUCCUUCUUUUUCCCUCUUUCUCUCUCUCUCUCUCUCUAUUUCUUUCUCACGCCGCUGGUCGACGUAGCCAUACAUCCAGGAUCUAUUUAUACUAGGAUAUAUUAGGGUCUAAACGGCUUCUAGGAUUCACGUGUUCGGUGAUUACUAUCGCUAAACUUAAAGUUUUACGACUGUGAUGCGAUUUUUUAAUGAUUAUUUCCGCUUUAUUUUCUUACUUUAAAAUGAUUUUGUUAAAUAAUUAUGCAUUAAGAUUUUCAUUCAAUUUAUGUGAAUAUGUAUAUUUUUUUAAUUGAUUGUGAAUAUAAUACUGUAAAUUUGAAUGUAUAUAUAUAUUUUUUUUAAACGUAACCUUUGGGCGCUUUACGUUAAUUUCAUUAAUAAUAAAUAUUGUUAUUUAUUUUCGAUAACAUCUUUUUGAGAUGGGAGAUACUAGUUUCAGGCCUCUGGAAACGUGUGAACCCAUGUAGACAUGUAGACCCGUCACUGCGUUGAAUUCUAAGAUAUGAAAUUAUUAUGUUCAUUAAGGACGUUGAAAUGUAAAGUUAUAGGUAUAUAUAGCCUAAGGUACACGGAACAGCUCUAAAUUUUUAGAAUUUGUAAAUACGUCUGACAAGGAUUUAGAUUAAUAGAGUUCGUAUAUAGGAUUUCGUACCAUCCUAGGAACCAUCGAAUCUUAAGUCCACGAGUCCUAGGAAUCAUAUUUCUUAAACACUUUUUAGAUUCUAGGAGCCGUACGUCCUAAAAAAUUGUAGAUCUUGGGUGCGAUGUUUCUCAGGAUCCUUACAUCCUAGAACGUGUAAGACAGGACUUGUGGAGCACAGAGUCUGUCAAUCCUCGAGCCCAUAGAUUCUAAGGUAUAUUUAAGAUGCGUAUUUCUCAGGAUUCUUGUAAGAUCCUAAGAUCUACCAAUAGGAUUCGUGAAACAAUGAAUUGAAUAAAUUUUCGAAUCUACAAC
Vollenhovia emeryi is the source of this 2523-nucleotide messenger RNA. RefSeq names its product elongation of very long chain fatty acids protein 6 (gene Baldspot). NCBI's taxonomy places the organism in Eukaryota, Metazoa, Arthropoda, Insecta, Hymenoptera, Formicidae. Gene Ontology annotation, molecular function: fatty acid elongase activity. Gene Ontology annotation, cellular component: endoplasmic reticulum membrane. Gene Ontology annotation, biological process: fatty acid elongation, saturated fatty acid; fatty acid elongation, monounsaturated fatty acid; sphingolipid biosynthetic process. The coding region runs from base 623 to 1498 and encodes 291 amino acids. The record is from RefSeq and is a predicted model, not a curated record. The transcript has 3 exons.